This is a messenger RNA of Clonostachys rhizophaga, 1011 nucleotides long. Lineage: Eukaryota; Fungi; Ascomycota; Sordariomycetes; Hypocreales; Bionectriaceae. The record is from the annotation of a GenBank genome assembly.
AUGGCCGCAACCCAAGAGUAUUAUGAUCAGGUCCAGGGGGAUGAGGAGCAUGUGCUGGCACUGGAAGACGGGCGCCAGUUAGCAUAUGCGACAAACGGCCCACCGGCCUCGCGCGUCCUCGUCAUUUUCUUCUCAGGCCUGUUCAGUGUCGGGAGAGCUGCUGAUGUCCCGGCACCUCUCCGCGAGCUUGGUGCUCGUUGGAUAUCGCCUACACUGCCCGGCUUUGGCAACUCGAGCCCGAGGAAGCCAGGCGAUGCAUACCACACCUCACUCAUCAGGGAUAUGAACGCCCUCUUGGCCGAGCUCUAUCCCACGGGAGAGUUCGACAGCCUAUACGUCAGUGGAGGGUCCUAUGGCACGGUUCAGGCUCAAAUGCUGUACGGCGCCUCGUACGACGACUUCCCUGCUGGGCGCAAAAUCGCAGGGUGCAUGUUGCUUGCUGGCUUCGCGCCCUUCAAACAUCAGGCCAACUACACGCGGGAUCUCAGUUGGCAGAAUUACUUCUCUGUCGGGCCACCAGCAAGAUAUGUUCCAUUCUGGCUGCUUCAGCGACUUGUAUCUUCAGUGAUUGCAAAGAAGAUCAAGACACAGGAAGGCGCCGAGCAAUUUCUCCAGGAGUUUCUGUUCUUGAAGAUGGAUGAUAACGAAAGAAGAAAUUUCGCCAGCUAUCUCGCCAAGGUGAACAGAACAGAGGCUGGAUUCAUCACCAAGAUGGCGGAAGGCACAAGGAUGGCAGGUAUCCGAACAUGGCAGGGCUUUUUCGAGGUGGCUGAUGUCGUUCACUCAGACUGGGGGUUUUCACCAUCAGACCUCGAUGACGAACAUGCUUCCAAGCCAAUGCUGAUCGUGGGUUCGGAAAAGGACGACACGGGCGGGAGCUCCAACGUUUGGCUGUCGGAAAACUACAGGAAUAGCGUGCUUAGGGUCCUACCUGGCGGACAUAUCUCUUCGCUCUAUUACCUUGACGAUCUAUGGGAGCAAUUGAUAAAGUCGAGCCGGGCGGGCCACUGA